This is a messenger RNA of Neodiprion virginianus, 2616 nucleotides long. RefSeq names its product D-aspartate oxidase (gene Daao2). The transcript has 7 exons. The coding region runs from base 79 to 1107 and encodes 342 amino acids. The record is from RefSeq and is a predicted model, not a curated record. Gene Ontology annotation, molecular function: FAD binding; D-amino-acid oxidase activity. NCBI's taxonomy places the organism in Eukaryota, Metazoa, Arthropoda, Insecta, Hymenoptera, Diprionidae.
UCGAAACAGCGUCUCAAUCGGGAAUCCGUCUCGGAGUAUUUCACUUGCUCGCUUGCCGUCGGUCCGUCGAGUGCAGAAAUGAAUAUCGCGGUUAUUGGCGCAGGUGUCGUUGGCGCCGCGACGUCUCUCGCCAUUAAGGAAGCAUUUCCGGUCUCACGAGUCACCGUCUUCGCCGACGCUUUUUCGCCCCAGACGACCGGCGACGGAAGUGCGGGACUCUGGACUCCCUAUCUUUUGGGAAACACCCCCGCCGAAGACGUCUUGCGUUGGUCCGGAGAAACUUAUCGCUGGAUGCUGAGUAUUUGGAAAAGCGAGUCGGCGGGAGAUGCUGGGGUUUCUCUUAUUCCGAUCACCAGGGUGACCAGCGAUGCUCGGGGCGUUUCCGAGCAGGCUUGGACUUCUACGGUUUUUGGCUCUCGCAGAAUGUCCCUCGGCGAUUUGAGGAGACUGAACGAGGAGCAGGCUGCUGAAUACACAAGCGGAUGGCAAUUCAUAACUUUCACUGCCGAACCAACGCGCCUCAUACCCUGGAUUUUGGCGAAAUUUAAAUCACUAGGCGGAAAUAUUGUGAAAAGGAAAAUUUCGAAGCUUGAUGAAUUAGUUGACGAAAGUUAUGACCUGUUGGUCAACUGCACCGGUCUUGGAGCUCGCGAUCUGAUUGGAGACGCGACAAUGCAACCUGUUCGAGGACAGGUCUCCAGGGUUGAGGCUUCCUGGGCAUUUCAUGUAUUCCUUGUUGAAGACGAAGCCGGAAACUACGUAAUUCCAAAUGUUGAAAGCGUGGUUCUCGGCGGCACUCAUCAGGAAAAUGAUUACGACUGCAGGAUUCGAGAGGAAGACGAAAAGUUCAUUCACGAAGGAUGCUGUAAAUUGCUUCCAGCUUUACGGGAAUGUAAUAUCAUAAAGCGAUGGGUUGGUCUUCGUCCUGGCAGACCUCGAGUACGAUUAGAAACAGAAAGUCGAGAAGCAGAGAACGGGAAGAAAUUUACGGUCAUUCAUAAUUAUGGACAUGGUGGAAGCGGAGUUACUUUAUGCUGGGGUUGCGCACUCGAUGUUGUGAGAAUCGUGCACGGUUUGAAGGCUGAGAAGAAUCUCUCCAAAUUAUAAACAAAAAGUUUAUCAAACCGGUCUUGGUGCUUGAUAAGAAUAUCUCUACCUAAUACUAUUCUCACUUCUUAUUUCAACUUUUUUAUUUAAAACUACAAGCGUCGAUCGAAGUCUCGACGAUUACUUUGCGUUAAAACUGUUAAAGAUGACCAAUAGUCGGAAUGAAAAGUGACGAAGUAGGAUGACGGGUUCCGUUCAUAAUCCCUGAGGUUUUCUUCCAACGUGGAGAAUCGGAAUUUCCAACGGGGAAAUUAUUUAGCGUAGAUACGAGAUUCGUGCGAUAAACGUGAUUGUUCGUUAAUAUAUUAUUGCACAGAGCACGCAGAGUUGCUGGUGCAGCGGAUCGCCACCCCUGGUAAUAAAUUAACAGUUUAAUUAUACGUUCGUGGGUGUAUCUAUAAACAACAUCGAGUCGUACACAAGUCGUACAAGUAACUGCACAUCAAUCUCCAACCCUCGUCCUGCCGACGUUACGCAGGCAUAUUUCAUAGUUAAAUGCGCUUUCGAAUAGGUACAAGUUGACUUUGCCUCGGGACACAUUUGUAUACGUAUUCAAGCUUUCGGAUGCGAUGCACUUUACAAUACCGACUGGUCUCGAGCUUCCGUGACAGUCUGCACUGUCUGUAAUACACGUAGCGUUAUAUACGUAUACGUAUAAUAUAUUGUAUAGAUAGCCUUUUCGUGACUUGUGUACUUGACACGCCAAAAAUAUUCGGCCUAAUUUCUUGCUGCCGGUUUAAUAAUCGUUGCGGGUAUUAUUACGGAGAAUUAUGCAUUAGCUUUAUUAUUUAACGAAAAUACUGUGCAGCGGAACUUGUUUCGGUGAUAUUAAAAAUAGACCGAAAUCCAGGUCAAUAUUAUUGCGACAAAAUCAUGAUUACAUUAAUUCGUGCGCCUGUUGAAACUUAACAAUCGGCGUAUGAAUCCUAAUUACUAAUUGUCAUAAUUCGACUCGCAGUUUUAUCUGAGAUCUUUCUCCAUAAGUAAAAGUAUGAGCGGCAAUUAUAAUCGAUAGACGUUUUUCACAGCGUUAGCCGAUCAACGGCUACAACUCUAUCGAUUCUUUCGAGAGUAAAUUUCACUCGAUAAUUUGAAAAACAUUUUUUUUAUCCGCGUGAUCGUUGUUUCUACGAGCGCAUUGAAAUCUCGCGAAAAGGGAAUCCAAUUCAGAGGUCAAAUGUUUUCAGAUGACUGUAAUCUGUGCAUGAAUUUAAAAACAUAUCGAAUAAUUUAUGAGUAUUUAAGCUUUUAACAAAAAGUAAAAUUUUUCUACAUUAAAUGAAUCGCAAAUGAAAAUUAAAAGAGCGACCUGUUAAACCUGAGCUAGAGAGCUGAUCUUUUCGGAGGAUAUUUUUUGCUGUGGAACAGUAAAAUUUAAAGGGGGUAAAAGCAAAAAAAAAAAAAAGAUAUUUUUUUUUAACCACCCUAGCGUACAUUACACUAUCUCCAUCGGUUUUCUAUUCUGUAACAUCGAGGCACAAAGCUUGAAGUAAAGUUUGGUCAUUUGUC